AUAUUAUUUAUAUUUUGAAAUGGCAAUGUAAGAAAAGUUCCCGAAGGAAUAAGAAUUAUACAGAUUACUUGGUUAAUGUGCUUAUAGAAAUCAGUAGAUUUAAUUUAUAAUCAUUAUAUAGUAAUUUAGUUGCUAAUGAUGCUGCCAAUAUUCUAUUCAAUUACCAAAAAUUAUUCAAUCCACUAAUUACAUAAACAAGUACAAUUUUAUCUUAAAUUAAGGUGAAUCAGGAAUGAUUAAGUAAUUGCUUGAACUCAAAGGAGAAUGUACCAUUUAAUUUCAUAUUAGUACCAAUUAAAUACAAAGGAUAAACUUACUCUAUUAUCACAUCCAUUUAGUUUCCAUUUAUUUAUAAUGAUGCACCAGCUAUUAUUAGAAUUUAUAAUCCAGAUAUAUCCAAGUUCUCUGUCAAUCAAUAUUUCAUUCAAGGAGCUUCAUAAGAUUAAUCUGUUGUUAAUAUCCACAAUUAAGAAUUAUAAAGUUGGUACCAACAUAAAUCUAUAGUAAAUAUUAUUAUUUAUAAUAAGGCAAGAGUGAUGGUCACUUUAGUAAGAGAAUUGGAAUCAUAUUUUCCAUUUUUCAACAAAGUUUAAUAACCUAUAUAAAUGUAAGUUUAAUCGCUAAUUAUAGGAUACCUCCUUAACAGUAAAUUCCAUAUUAAGCUUAACUAUAGCAACCAUAUUAAAACAAAAACUAAAUUUAAUAUUAAUAAUAAUAUCCAAAUAACGCUAAUAAUUACUAUAAUUCCUAAGCUUAUAAUCCAUAUAUAAAUCCUUAAUAACAGCCUUAGGGCUAACCUAAUUAUUAAUAAGGUAAUAAUAUGAUAGAAAAUGAGCAGAAACUUAAAGAAAGAUGCAAUCAAAGUAAAAAUUUUAGUUCAUUUAUUUAGUAUUUUAUGAAGAUUUAAAUUAAAUUUAAAAUGAUUACAAAACUUUGCAUUAACAUCACGAUAAAUUAAUUGAAGAGAUCAUGAAAUAAGAAAUCAAAAAAAAUAAUUUACAAAAUUUAGAAAAUUAAAUUGAAUAAUCUCUUUUAUUGUUAGAUAAUGAAAAUAAAAUGUUAAAUGAAUUUAUUGUAAAAAAUGACGUAUUAGAGUAUGAAAUUUAUUUAUUUUAGGUUAAAUGAAGAUACCCUAUUUUAAAAUAUUAAAGAAGUUGAUUAAUUCUCAACCUAAAUCUUAGAUUUAUAUUCAGACAUUCAAGCAUGCAAAGAAACAUUACAUUUUAUUGUAACAAAAUUUAAAAGUUUUAAUUUACCAUUUGAAACUGUUAUAAAAGUAGGAUAAUUACAUAAUAUUAUUAGCUGACUCGUAAAUAUUCUGAAGAACAAUUUAAUAAUAUAUUAUUAUUAAAAAAAUAUACAUCAAAAAAAAUAUGA
Paramecium sonneborni is the source of this 1377-nucleotide messenger RNA. NCBI's taxonomy places the organism in Eukaryota, Ciliophora, Oligohymenophorea, Peniculida, Parameciidae. The record is from the annotation of a GenBank genome assembly.